AACAAAAAUGGCGUCGUUAUGGAAAAUCGUCGUGCUUUUGGACGUUAAUGUAUGCAUUGUUCUUCUAUGGUUUGGGAUAAGAACGUCUUACUUGAUGUUACUUGGAAUGCUAUGAGACAUUUUUGGGCAUUUGUUUUUAUACAAUGGAUGAUAACGAAGAGCAUUUAUUUGACUUAAAUGGGCUUGGUUUUACAAGUACCAUAGACAUUUUGUUUGGAUCAGGAGGUUCAGCUGAAGAAGAAAGUGACAAUAAAGCAAAUAUUGAUGAACAUAAUGAAUCAAACUGCAAUAAAGAUCUGGAACAGCAGUAUAUCAAUGAUGUUGGAUUUCACCCAUCAGACAUGGAUAGACAGAAAACAGAGCUAGACUUGAUGCCAGAUAUUGACAUGGAUGAAGCUUUUAUGAUAAACAUUGAGGAUAGAAAUAAUGGAGUAAAAGCUCCUGAUUCUGUAGUAUUUGGAAUGUCAACUCAUGAAGCAAACAGAUCAGUGUGUUCCAAUGCAAUAAACGCUGUUGAUGUGAAUGCAGCAGAUAGAAAUAAUUUACAACAAGAAACUAAUGAUCAAUUAAACAUUGAGCCACACACUCUUAUUGUGAACAAAGCAGAAACCAGUACAAAUGAAGUUCAGCUGAACAAAAAACUUGUGAACACAGAAUCUGAGCAAAAAGCUGUAUCACAUGAGCACAAGCAAAUGGAAGUGACUGAAACAGUAAGCACAAAUAAGCAUGCAGGUGGAAGUAAAUCAAGCAGUCAUAGAAGAAAGGAUGAGUCAUCACAGUCAAGAAAGUCAAAAGAGCAUAAUUCUCAUAAAAGUUCCAGUAAAACAAAGUCAUCCAGUAAGAAAGAAUCCAGUGAAAAAGAAAAGCAUGGUAUGUCUACAAAAGAAGAAGAUGGGGUUGUGAAAGCUGACAGAAAGCGUCAUAAAGGCAGCAAAUCUGAUCAUAGUCAUAAAGACAGCAAAUCUGAUCAUAAUCAGUCUAGUUCCAGUUCAAAGCAAAGUCAUUCCAAACCACAAACUGUCAAACAAGACAGUGGACAAAAACCAACAAUGAAUCCUAUUCAAACUCUCAGUAAGGAAACAGCUCAUGUGAGUGUUGAAAAAACGGUUCCAUCCUCAAUGCAAAGUAAUGUAAAUAGUGCACAUGAAACUGUAAAAAAUAAUGAAAAAGAUACUUGUUUGAAAAGUGAUAAACAUGUUAAACAUUUGAAAGAUGAUGCUAAACUGAAAAUGUCUGAUGCAAAGCAAAUUCCAGAAAUAAUUGACAGUAAUAGAACAGCAAUUGAUGAAAAUAAGCAGGAAUUGGACAUUGAAGAUGAACUUGCAAAAGUAGUAGAAGAAAGCAUUGCAAUAGAAAUUGAAAAGGAGCUUACACAUGUUAGUAGCAUUAUUGAAAACUCUGAAACAAGUGCCUCAACAAAACCAGAAACCAAAAGUGAAGGCCAAAAAACAUUAAAGGGUAUCUUAAAAAAGCAAGACAGUGACAGUAGCGUUUAUACAGGUGAGUUGUUGAUGCCUAACACAUCCAGUCAAAAACAAGAUUCAAGCAAACGACUUAGCAUCAGUGAGUAUAAAAAUAGAAAACGAAAGGAAAGAGUAACAGAUGAAAUGGGUAGUCCACCUCUAAAAUGUGCAAAAACAGAAUAUGUGGACACCAAAGAAAAUUCGAUGGGAACCACCAAUGAGGUUUCUGAACAAGGUAUAACUGAGAAUAUAAAUCAGUCAGAAAAAGCAGACAGUAAUUUACAAGACAAUGCAGAUUUACCAUCAGAAAGUAAAUACAAACUUAAACAUCAAGAUAAUGAGAUGAAUGCUGAAAAUUAUAAAGAAAAAGUUUCUUAUGAACCAAAUGACGAUAAUGACAGGAGCAGGGAUAAUUCUGAGACGAAAAGUUUUUCAGAGACUGAAGAGGUUAAAGUAAAAGAAGAGACUAGUGACACUGGUGAUCAAGAAUUCAUCUAUGAUGACAUAAGUGAAGUAGAGGUGGGUGAAGAUGUUGAUGCUAGUGACUCAGACAUUAUGGACGACAGUGAAAUUUAUGCAAUGAUAGAAGAUGGGGUAGAAGGAAAGGAGAGGCCAAGUAGGAAUAAAAUAUCGUCAGAGAAAGAAAGACAGAACUUGAAGGAAGGGGAGUGCAUCACAUCAGUGAAAUAUGUGCUGGAAGAGAAGAAUCAGGAUCCUUUUGACGUGCUGCCUCAAGGCUGGAUCAAGGUGAACCACAAUUGUGGGAUGCCCAUCUACCUACACAGACCCACUCGUACGGUGACCCUUACACGACCAUAUUUCCUUGGAGAAUCCAGUUUAAGGGGUCAUGCAAUUCCACUGAGUGCCAUUCCAUGCCUGCAAUACAAGAAGGCCAAGGAGAAAGAGGGGAGCCACACCCAGGACUGCAACACAACUCUGACAGAGGACACCCAGGGUGGGGAUGCCACCCCCACCACUGCCCCACCCCAGGGUGCCACUGCCCCAGCCGUCGAUACCACUGCUGACAUUGAGACAGGCAGCAGCACUGUCACUGAAGCAGAGAAGAUUAAAGAAAGCAUUGCUGCAGACACCCCUGCUGUUCCAAAAGUUGACUUGCUGAGCUCUGUUGACAUGCAGAAGAAGGGAGUUCUUGAAACCGAGGAAGUCCUUGAUUAUUGCAAGAAAUUGUUCCACUUUAAUGCCAUUACGGUUAAGAAAUUCAAAACUUGGAGAGAAAAGCGUAGCCAUCUUGCUGAGGAGGCCAAGAACAGGAAGAGAAUGGCUGUACCAAGACUGGGAGAGAACUCCAAACUGAUCACGUGUCCUCUACCAGUGGACGAGGGGGUAGAGCCGGGCAAGAUGAAGAAAAAAGUUUUAGGUUACAAGAGUGAUGCACAUUUUGCGUUCCUCUUGAAUCCCGUUGGCAAGACAUCACUGUGUAUUCUCCAUGAGUAUGCACAGAAUGUACUCAAGACCCACCCGCACUAUGUGUUCAAGGAAAUAGAGAACUCUGAGAACCCGUUUGAAGCUUCCAUAAUCAUCAACAACAUCCACUAUGCCAGCGGUAUUGGUCAGUCAAAGCGUCAGGCCAAGAACAACGCUGCUCAGAAUGCCCUCUGCAUCUUCAUGCCCUUCAUGAAGGACAACCUCAAAGUAGACAGGAAUGACAACUUUGGAUACUUUGAGAAUGUCCCCAUAGAAGACCCUAGAGUGCCAGAACUAUGUGAGAAAGCAGCUUUAAACAAACCCUACCAGAUCCUGGCAGACUGCCUCAGCAGGAACCAUGGUCUGGGUAACACAAACAUGCAGAUAGACAAGAAGCAGAUAUCAAACCAGAAGACAGAGUUCACCCUCACAGUGGGCAAACACAAGUGUUCAGUGAUAGCUAACAACAAGCGGGAGGCAAAGCAACAGGCUGCCCAGGUGAUGUUACAGAAACUUCACCCUAGUCUCACCAGCUGGGCUUCCAUACUGCGCAUGUACAGCUCGGCACCAAAGACCAACUUCGCACAGGCGCAACCUGAGCCACUGGAGUCCGAUACAAAGAAAAACUUUGAAAUUCUCAGUAAUCUCAAGAAGGCAAUGUUGGAGAUGAGACAGCAGUUGAAACAGAAAGAAGAGCAGAAGAAAGGAGACACAGCAAGCCUUGCUUCAAAUGCAGCGGUACUCAACUUAUGAAUGCUUCAACAAAUGCCUUCUCAUCAACCAAUCCCUGGUAGAAUAAUUGGUCUCAGAAACUAGUCUCGUGCUAUUGACUGAUCAAGAGUGCUUCUUUUUAGCUCGGCUGUUUUCGAAGAAAACCCAAGGUAUUGUCAUAGCCAGCCCGUCGUCCGCCGUCCGCGUCGUGCUAAAACGUUUACAUUUUGUUAAGGUUUUGAACAUUGGCUCUUAAAUCAAAGUGCUUCAACCUACAACUUUGAAACUUCACAUGUAGAUGCACCUUGAUGAGUUCUACAUGCCACACCCAUUUUUGGGUCACUAGGUCAAAGGUCAAGGUCACUGUGACCUCUAAAAAAAAUCUGACCAGCUUUCAUUUAUUAAAAACUGCACCCGCAGCCGAGCGUGGCACCCGUUAUGUGGUGCUCUUGUUAUGUAAUUAUAAUAUAUAUUUCCUAAAAAAUGUGGUAAAAAUAGAAAUAAUAUUUUGCUCUUUGGAUAUGAACUAUGUGAUGAGAGGAGUAUGAUUGUCUAUGAGAUAUCUUUCGCUGUUGUGCUACUUAAUAUAAAUGUUUACAUCAAAUAUUUGAUAUUUACUGCUUGUACCUGGGUACUUGUAAUCCAAUUUAUACAUACAAGUAUAAAUAGUUUUGUUUGUGUAUGGGACUGGCUCAAUUUUACGACUGGUUCUUAAAUCCUGAAUAAUUGAAAACACAAAAGGCCAUGAUACUGUAUAAUCAAUGAUCUUGUUGCAAUGUUUAUUAAGGUAAUUUUUAUUUUGUAUUCCCCAUAAGUGUCAUAUAUUUUAUAAGUACAUUGUUUUACGCAAUUUGCUAAGAUAAUUGAUACAACUUAAAUAGCUUAAUUAUAUGUUUCAAUGUAAUUCAUAUGAAUCAAAUUUCAAUUAUAAGAGUCUAUGAAAUGAAUAAGGCCUUUUAUGCUGUCAAGAUAAUACAGCAGCUUGUGCAUACUAUCAAUGUUUUGCUAUUGAUUCAUUGCUAAGGAGUUAUUGCCCUUUGUUUAAAAUUUCAUAUCAAAGCUACUGUAUUUAACUCCUACUGUAUUUUUGCCUUCGAUUUUUGACAAACGUUGAUAGAAUAAUUAUCUAUUAGUGAUUUAGCAAAUAGGCUAAAGAUUUCACAAUUGCUUUGCUUUUUUAAGAAGUGUGGGUUUUAUGCUCCAUUGUACACAAUUUUAUAUUAAAGCUUCUAUGCAGAACUCCUCCCAUGUUUUGCACACCAUUUUCCUCAAUCAUGUACAGAAUUAUAAUAUCAAAGUGCUCCAGGGCAUAUUGAGGAGGUUUCAAGAUUGCAUUUCUUUUAAGGAGUUAAUGUCCUUUUAUUAAAGUAACAUAAUGCCAGGGCCCUGUUAUUGAAGUUUUUGCAGUUUUUUCUCUCUUUUUUUUGAAAUAGUGAAUUUGUUUGGUCACUUGACUUAUUGCCCUUUAAUUAAUAAAGCCUUUUCAUGUUAGAUCUAAGACAAAAAUGAACCAAAUGAUACGAAAAUUCAUAUUUUGUAUCCCUUUGGAUGGACAUGCGUAUAUUUACAGAUUGUUCCACUCAAAUAAUUGUUCAGGCAGUCAUUGUCAUUUUAUUAAUAAUUUUACAUCUGCUAAUACAUCUUACUUCUUUAUGUGAGAUGACCUGAACUAAUUAAACAAAUGUUAUUAAUCUCUACCUGCAUAUGCACUAUCCCGGCAUGCUCUUAUUGUCGUGGCAUUCAGCUGUACUGAUUUUUCAGAGAGUUAUUGACCCUUGAACAACAAUUUGUUUCCAAGCAACCCAUAUAUCAACUUAGCCAUUAAUUUAGAAGCAUCAAUCAGUUUCACUGAUGUUUCUCUUUGAAGAAGAAAUUAUAGUUAAAUACAAAGAUUUAUCAAACUAGGUAAUAAGCUGAAAAAACGAUAAGUUGUUAAACAUAUUUAACCUGAAUAUUAUUAUAAAUGUGUAUUUGUCUUUUCAUUUAUGAAGGAGCUCUUUUCAAAACACUCAUUUCAAUGUUGUAGUAAAUGUUUUUCAACGAAAGAGACUACAUACGUAGUAUUCACGUUUUUGAUGUUGUUCUUUGUAAUCUUCUAUUUAAAAACUAUUUUCAAGUUA
Messenger RNA from Dreissena polymorpha, 5719 nucleotides. RefSeq names its product microprocessor complex subunit DGCR8-like. Gene Ontology annotation, biological process: primary miRNA processing. The transcript is spliced from 16 exons. The record is from RefSeq and is a predicted model, not a curated record. The coding region runs from base 144 to 3641 and encodes 1165 amino acids. Lineage: Eukaryota; Metazoa; Mollusca; Bivalvia; Myida; Dreissenidae. Gene Ontology annotation, molecular function: identical protein binding; double-stranded RNA binding; heme binding. Gene Ontology annotation, cellular component: microprocessor complex.